Actinia tenebrosa (Australian red waratah sea anemone) is the source of this 9336-nucleotide messenger RNA. RefSeq lists its product as uncharacterized. NCBI's taxonomy places the organism in Eukaryota, Metazoa, Cnidaria, Anthozoa, Actiniaria, Actiniidae. Gene Ontology annotation, biological process: cell differentiation. The record is from RefSeq and is a predicted model, not a curated record.
CAAGAAUUUGAUUUGAUUUUAUAUUUAUUCUUUGUGUAUGUACUACAUACUGUUUCCAAAUAUUUCGUGUACUGCACCUUCGGAAAGGCAUCGGAAAGAUUCGGCGUUGUUCGGUGACGUGUCGGCAGCAAGGUACGUCAUGUAAGAUUCAUCGUGAAACUAGUUCGCAUAAAAUUUUAAUCUCACCGCUGGCUUGACGUUGUCGUUUACCACCAUCUUGGCUUUGAAAUUUCCAUCCUUACCAUCUACAACAAUCCUUGGACAGACAGUCCAUUUUAUAAGCAGAAGAAAUACAUCGGACGUUAGAUAACACCUAGCUUGAGGUCUUUGUGACGAAUUAUCUCAAAUACGGGCAUCGUUUAGUUGUGGACUUUACUGGAUUUGCCGCCCUUUCCGCCAUUGCUGGCGAGUUGCACGAAACUACUACGUUGCAGGCACAUUAAAAUUUAGGCUUUUCUUACUUAUUUCCUUCAUGACUGCCUAUCCAGAAUGUCCGACCGUUUGGCUGCUAAAAUAAAGGAAAAUGCAGGGAAGCCGAAGUAUUCUUCACUUAACCUAAACCAGACAUACAAAGGCAACAAAGUAGAAAUCAAAACUUCCACAGGGGCAACUCGCCAUGGAUUACAGAGUCUGGGUAAGAUCGGAUCCAGUCGGCGAAUUCCUCCUCCAGCGAACUUACCAUCUUUGAAAAGCGAGAAUUCUGGUAACGACCCAACAGUAAGUUUAGUACCAAGCGGUGGAGGAGGAUGGGGAAGUGCGAAAGAGAAAACCGAGUCAUCAGCUCCACAGAACUCAUCACCUUCUACAACUCCAGCUCCUCAGACAUCACAAGGAAGUGUGCCAACUACACAGCAGCCUCUGCUGCAGCCUCAGCGGCCUAUACAACCAUCAUCCUACCCCUCUUCACAACCGGCAACUCAACCACAGUCGCAAAGCUCGGGGCCAACGCGACAAGACACGACAACGACUACACAAGAAAAAUCCGAAGCACAUGCAAAAACGUGGGGCACUAUAUUACAAAGCGAGGCUGGUGGUCAAGCAAAACCUUACUCUCACCAACCAACUCCAUAUUUCAAUCGGGAGUUUCCAACCUUGGGUGGGCCAGACAAUGGAGAUACAAAACCAGAAAGAAAAGAAUUUUCUCAUGGCCAAGCUCCUAUUAUUCGAAAUACUCACGAGCCUCCGUGGAUGGAGCGCAGUGGUCCAGGUCCCCCUUCACAUGGCUAUGGUCGAGAUCAUGACAUGUUCAAUGGUGGACCAGGACGAGGGGACUACCAUAGGCGACCACCUCCAGAUUUCCAGCACAGCAGAGGUCACCAUUACAGUAACAGUCAACAUCCUGCACAAGGAGGCAGACCACCACCCCAUGGGUACCCUGCACAAGACCAAUAUGGAAGACCGUAUCAAAGACCAGGUCCUGGGCAAAGACCAGGGAUGCGAAUAGACAAGAGAUAUGAAGCCGACAGAGACAUGGACAACAAGCCUGUGAUAAGACCAGCAGUUCUAAGACCAGAGGACAUACAAGCAAUGGAUGAUGAAGAUGAUGAUGGGGGAUGGGCUGGUGCACACGGUGAAGUUGAUUACACGGCUAAGCUUAAUUUUGAGGAUUUUGAUGAAGAAGAGAAGAGCAAAGGUGACAAAGAAGAGGUAAAAAGCAAACACGAAACUGAUGAGAAAAAAGUUCAGAAAGCAGAGGAACCCUCUGCAUCAGAUACGAAGAAAGAAUCUGACCAAGGCAAGGAGUCGGCACAGUACAAAAGACCACAGGAUACUGAUAGACCACCUCAAAAGCCAAGAUCUGCAUGGGGAGAACCACCUCAAGGGCCUCCACAAUAUGGAGAAAACCAGUAUGGAAGAGAAGCCAGGUCUGGACCCCCUCAGAGACCAUUUGAUGGUCACAGACCAACCCAAGGUCAAGGUUAUCAUGGUGGCUCAGCACCAUGGAACAUGCAGUACCCACCCCCACAGAGGGGUCAAUACUCCCCAGUAUCUGGGUCACCACCUGCUGAGAGGGGACCCCCCGGGGGAACACCACCCAAGCAAGAUGCAAUGGGUCCACCCAUGAGAAGGGAGGAUGAACCAUUAUUAGAAUGGGCUGCUCGUAAGCAAGAAAUGCAUGCAGCUGUAGAGAGAGCCAGGAUGAGAAGAGAACAGGAAGAACAGGAGUUUCAAGCAAAAACCAAGGCUGCUGCCUUGAUGAAAUUAAAAGCACUGGAAGAAAAACGUGGGAGAGCUCCUUCUGAGACGUCUGAAGAAACUAAGGAAGGCGUGGCAGAGACACCAAGAACUGAGUCUUUAGAGUCUGGGAAGUCAGAAAGAGAGACCAGAGGCGAGGAAGUGAGAGAGAAGAAUGAUAAAGAUACUGAACUGCCAUCAGACCAGAAGACUGGGCACUAUCCUGCACCGCUGCAUUCAGACCAGAAGGUUCCACCCUACAGAGCUGAUGAUUCCUCCAGACGAAGGAAUGACAGUGACUCCAGUGAUGCAUCAAGGUCUAGUGGAUCUCGUCCGUACUUCCAACACCCACAGAAAAAUAUCCCUCCUCGCUUCCAACAGCAGAGGCAACAGCAGCAACAGCAAUACCAGCAACAGCAGCUUUAUCAAGCCACACACCCUAUGUCACAACCACGAAGAGAAGCCUUGGAUGUACACCCUACCCAUGGUACAGACUCUGGUCCAGUGUCUCCAUCUGGUGCAGGAAAAACAAGCCGACCCACAGAAACUAUAGCUCCUAAAAGGAUCAUGAAACGCACAGAUAGCAGCAGUACUGCUGGAGAUGAUGUUGCUAGUGUGAAGUCACUCGACAGUACAGGUGAAAGAGAGAAAGGGUCGAGACAGCGAGCGAAUUCUGGUACGACAUCUUCUCCAUCUGAGCAAGAGACCCGAAAAACUGAUGCACGUGACAAGGGAAGACCAGGAGACAGUACGGUGAAGAGUGUCGAUAAAGAAACAAGAAAAGAUGUACUGGAAGAGAAAGAGAACGAAAAACAACAUGACAAGACUCCAAUUGAGCCAACAGGUAAAGGCAGGUCCGAUCAAGAAACUGGUACAGUUCCGCGAAAGCGAGAAUACCGAUCUAGCGACAGAAAACCCGAAGAAGUGCAUAAAAGAAAAAGGGACGGAACUGAAGAGGAUUACGAAGAGAGAAGGAACAAGAUGACCAGCCGUGACAGACAGACAGAUGGGCGAGGACGAUUAAGGCCUGGAUCAGGUUAUCGAGGUAGAGGUCGUGGCAUUGCACGUGGAAGAUCUGAUUAUAGAGUCGGCGGUAGCGAUAAUCGCCAACGAGGUAUGCGAGAUACUCGUCAAAGAAGGGAUUCGAGAGACAAUAGAGAUUACAGAAAGGACGAGAGAACUGAGAGAACACGUGAACCACGUGAACCCUUGAAAAGUGAAGAUCGUAACAAAGACACAUCAGAUAAGAUAUCAAGUGAGGAUCGGGAAGUGAAAGGAAAGAUAGAACGAGCGCCACAAAAGAAAGAUGAAAGAACGCAACCUGAUAGAGAAAGCCAGGAACGAAAACCCUCCUACCAAGAAAAACCUGCCAAAGAUUCUCACGAGAGAGAAAAAGGAGAAAGAAGAACUGACAGACCAGAGAAAAGGAUGGAUAGAUAUGAGAGAAAGGAUGAAAGAGAAAGGGUUCAGAGGAAACCCUCCGAUCAAAGAAGAACUGAUGGUAAUAAGGAAAACAAGGCAGAGACGAAAAGGGCUGUCUUUCCGGCACGCGAUGUAAGAGAAGAAGAACAUUUCACUGCACAACGAUCAACUCGUGAUGGGCAAGAUCGCAGACAAGAACGAGACAGAUACCGAGAUCAGGACAAUAAUUAUUACAAGGAUAGACCUCGUGAUAGAGACCGCGAUAGAGAUCGGGAAAGAAUAAAGCCCAGGGAUCAGGAUCGCAUCAGAGAAGCACCCAGAUCGUCACGUGGUCAUGAGAGGAGCCAUCGAGGUGUACCGCAUGCUCGAGGCAGGGGAGCAGGUUCUGCACGAGGACGCAUAGGCAGUGGCCGUCUGGUUGGAAGUGGGAGAAUCAGUCAGAGGACUCCAAAGAAAGAAGAGCCGGCGAGUGAUGAAGAAGAUGUUGACGACAGUGGAAGUGAAUCGAGUAGCUACACCACAGCGACUUCUGCGUCUGAAGAAAGAGUAGAAGAUAAAGAAGAAAAGCCAAAAGAACGACCAAGAACCACUAGUCAGUCGGGAUCUACUUCACGUACUCCAGUAAGAUCGACCAGAGGUUCAAGAGCGAGAGGAGGUGGCUUUCCACGCCCCAGACGAGAGAAUGAGAAGCCUCCGCGGUUCCAGAAGCAACAGGAGAGAGCUGCAGCACAGAGAGGAAGCUCCAGUCGUGGUGGAUUCCGCAGCGGGGAUCGCGGAAGUAGGGGCAGAGGUAGAGGAAGAGGACGUGGCCGCGGGAUGCCAAGUUCAAGAGAUAUGGAUGACAGAGAUGGCGGGUCAAUACAACCAACAGAAGAUUGGGAAGACGAGGUUAAUCAAAGUCCAAAAGAACAAGACAAAUCAGGCGAUUCACACAAACGAGCUCCAAAAUCAGGUGAUCAAUACUCAAACCGUAGAACCUCAUCUCGUGACGAGUCUGGGAGACAAGGUGGCCGUCGAGAUGGAGGGCCAUCSAGCACAAGAAAAACUGAUCCUUUUUUAGCCGAAAAGCAGGUAAAAGUUGAAGGUUCCAAGUUAACGACCUUGGAGUCUAAGGGGGCUUUACCUGCUGCAAAAAGUACGGACUUGGCGCAAGGCAAGAAAAGUUCUGGAACCCCUAAAGAAGAAAAGAGGUCGGACUACAGUGCGGUGGAUACUAUCGAGAGUAAGACUCAAAAGCGCACUGAUUCUGUCGCUAAAAAAGCGAAUAUUCAGCUGUACGAUUUACACAACGUGGCUGGUGUUAUCUGCAUAGAUGACAUCCCAGACGAUGCAUCUGAUAUCUCAUCAAGUGGGUUUGUGGAAGUUACCUCGAAACGAACCCAAAAAGAACUCAAAGAAAAACAACGAGAGGAGGAUGAGCGACGAAAGAGGAACGAGGAAAAAGCCAGUCAAAGAAGCUCAGAAAAAUCCGAAAAAUUCAAGAAAACCCAAGUUAACAAACCUCCGAGGUUUAGCAAACAGCACCAGAAUGCAUCUGGCUCUACCAGCCAAGGCAAAGCGAUGACUACCAAGUCAUCAUCCGCUUUGGUCUUGGAAGGAAUUACAGGCCUGGUCAGCUCAGGAAUCAAUAGUAAUUCCUCGAGUACCAAUUCGACUAAGCGAAACAGUCCCGUUACAGUCGAAAGGCCACCGUCACCGCAACCUCCACCCGUGUUUAAUGCAUGGAAUAAACCUUUGAGUCUCGUUACCCCAGCUAAAGCUCCUGGAAGUUGUCUGGCUAUUGCUUCUAAUGUCCCGGAUCCUCUCGCUGUUGGCAGUGGGAAACCUUCAAGGCAUACUCAACCGAGCACUGUCGUGGCUGUCCAAAACUCACUCAUCAAUUCCAACAUCGAAGACAAGUCUGCCGAAGACGAAUUGAAAGAAAUCACUAAAGAAAUCGAAUCGAUGGCUCCUACAGAGGAACAAGAAGAGGUCCAAGAGAAGACUGAAAAGAAAUCAGAGCAUUCGACAGCAAGUAGUGGAGCGAGGGAAAGACGCCACGAUGGAGUGAAAAAAUCGCAGCCCAAACCACAAAAACCACCGAGGUUUGAUAAGUCAUCAAAAAGAAAAAGCACUACGGAGGAUGGCGCUAAGAAAGAAUUUACUAAAGAAGAGAGCAAGAAAGAGAAGAGUCGGCUGACCGCGAAGCAAUUGGAUGUCGAACCUUCAGACGUAACUUUAACUACCAAGAGAACGCCUGUCGUAGAGGAGUCUUCGAUUUCAGAUGCAUCUUCAUCUGACAAAAAAGGGAGCGAGGUCGUAACAGAGGACACCCCUGUAGAAAAGAAAGGAAUACAAAUUACAGAAAAAGAUGAGGCAAUUACAGAGAGCGAAAAAGACAGCGUGCCACGAAAAGAUUCAGAUUACAGUGUUGACUCUGAAGAGCAAGCCAGUGAAGACGGUAGCAUGUUUAGUAGUAGUAGACCUUUAUCUGUGGAUAUAACUGACUCGUCUGAAGAAACACAAGACCGUCCACCCACGCCAGUAUCACCAAUAAUCUUCGCAGAAAUGAAAAAGAGGAUGAACGCUGCGUAUAUGGCUUGGCAUCAGACUCCUUCUACCUCGGUUGGCCUCACAACAGUAUCUAUGGAAACCACGCCAUCUUGGCCUGAAACGAGUUCGCCGUCAGUAUCAAUAGAAAGUAAAGAUGGGAGUACUAUAGUUAAAGGUAGCGCUGACACGACGAACGAGUAUAGAGAAAAUGCAGAGGAUAGUGUUAGUAAGGCUGAUGUAACCAAACCCACAGAAGUGCAGUACAGUGGUAAAAAGCCUGGAGGAAACGAGCAGCAGAACGUAUGUAAAGUCAAGCCACAACAGCAACAACAGCCUGUCAAACCACAACAGACUUCAUCUCUAGCUCCUGCUUCUGGGGAAGACAGAGGACAAUCUGAUCUGGAGUCCAUGGUUCCCACACAGCCUGUCCUUCCUCAGGAACAUCUGCUAAGACAGAAUGUACAUAAUACCUAUCCAUUCCAGAUUGAAGCUCAAAUCUUACAACUACAACAGCGUCAACCACAGCAGUUCAUCCAGCCUUUGCAAUCAAUGCCCCAGUCAGCACAAGUUGCAGCCAACAACUAUCAGCUGUCUCAACAGAUGCAAGUGCGCCAACCGACUUCCGCUUCUUCUAUAGCUCAGUCGCCCCAAGAAAUGUUCCCGUCUCCUUUCUUGAAUAGUAAUCUGUACCCUGCUGGUGGGUUUUCCGUGUCGCAGCCCUAUAUGUCACUCACUAUGGUUGCCACGACAACAACCCCAUCGUAUGUGUCAACGUCUACAAGAACACAAGCAACGUCUGUGAUGGCAUUACAAGGACAGCAGCCCAAGACCAUGAAUAGCUCGAUGUUUGGUCCAUCUGGUUCGCCUGCUCAAACUAUGUAUAUGCCAUAUGAUCCUCAAAGCAUGGGAGGCACAGCCACGCUGUUAAACUUUAAUCAACAGUCCCAGCAAGCUCAACGACAGAUGAUGGGGAAUCAAGCUUUGGGGUUCACUGAUGUAAUGACACAGCAACCCCACGUACAGCACGCUCCACCUGCCGGAGCACCUCAACAGAUUCAGAGCACAUUCUCCUUGCACACAAAACCACCAAGCUUUGACGGUCAGCUAGGUACGUCUAUAAAGUCAAUGGAGCCAAGUCACGGAGAGUACAACCAGUCGCAGUCUGAAAUGGUCAAGCAUAUUAAUGCCAAACCAUUCGAGCCUCCAAAACGUAUUUCAACUCCAACACCUUCCAGUUCGACUGCUAACAGUGGAAUGGGUCUACUGACCUCUGCUGUGAAUCCUAACUUAGUCCAUAUUGGACCAAGCCCUCCGAAUAUGGGACCACUGUCACACAGCCCCCCGAUGCAGACGUCGUACAUCUCCAACAGACCAGUAUCAAUGUCACCUGUUGAUCCAAACGUUUCAUUUGCUGCUGGCACCAAUUCCUUUGCCAAGCAUGCUCCCAUGAGUCAUUUCCAACUUUCGCAGCAACAACGUCAACAAACACCUGUGCAGCAGUUCACGCCAUUUCAGUCACAGCCUGUACAUAUUAAACCACAACAAUUACAGCAACAUCAGACGAUGAAUAUUCGACCUCAGGGACAACCAAGUCAAGUCCCUUCCCAACAGCAACAUAAUGUUCCCCAUAUGCCAGGCUCUGGAGUUCCUCAUCAGAUGAUUCCCAGGCAGUAUGGACAUGUUGGGCCUUCACAGCCUUCUGUGGGUAACCAAAGAUUCCCAGGGCCUAUCCAGAGACCACCUACCUCUGUCGCCCUACAAGGAAUGCCUCCAAAUAUUUCACAGCAUCAGCCAAGGCCAAUACAGCCGCCUAGACCCAUACGACAGCAGGCCCCACGUAUGCCCCAUACACAGAAGGUGCCUAUUGUCUCUACACGACCACAGUUUCCGCCUCAAGUACCUGUAAGUUCUCAGUCCAAUCAAUUUAAAGCCAUGCAGCACCAGAAAAUGCUGGCAGAGACGCGCAUGUUUUUUGCUACAGAUCCGCAAAGCAGACAGAAGUCACCAGCGUCUGUGAAUGAAACAAGCAGCUCAAAUGAGCUUAAGGGACAGAACCUACAGCAGCAGCAAGGCCAAAAACAAGGGCAGGUCUUUCCAAAUACUUAUCCCAAGCAGCAGAUGCCAAUGCAACCGAUGGUUUCAAAGCAUCAAAAUGCACCAGUACAAGAAGGAAUAAAGAUGUCUUCACAGCAUAGGCAAGCCCUGCAACAUAAGCAAGUGCCACUGGCGCCGACAUCGGGAGUGCAUCACCAAAACAAGUCUCCACGCAUGUCUCAAGAAAACAAACCCAAGCAAACUAGCCAAGAGAAAAAAGACAAGAAAGAAGAAAACAAGUCGCAUAUAAUUGAACUACCGAGAAAAAAGCCACAGGAUAACAUGAACAAGCCAAAGCCAAACAAAACGGACUCGUCAAAGUCAGAAGAUGGUAAGCAAGCUAACAGAAUGGAUGGAAAACCUAAUACCAAUAAAAGAAGUGGGCCAGUACGUAUCACACCUAUGAUUCAGAAACCUCCCCAAGGGGGUGGACGUCCACCCAGGACCACCAAACCAAGACCUCAAGCCAAGAACACCAAUGUGGGUGUUCCUCCGAACAAGCCAAAAACAGAUGGCACUGCAACGACAACAGCUACAACAGUAGCAACUGGAGCAACAACAACUGCAACAACGCCCAAGCCUCCUAAUGAUGCAGUUGUAAGCUCAAAAGGCAAAGAUUUAGAAGAAUCAAGCCCCAAGGAUCCCGAAGAGGUCAAAAUAACCGUCAACCCUUUGACAACAAUGACCUCUUGAAGCAAUAAGAAGUGUCGUCUUAACAGAACUUAACACAAAAAACAGUAGCUUUACUGUUUCAACUACUGUCUUGCCCCGAUGACAGUUUUUGCUCUAAUUUAACGAGUUUCACAAUAAUAAAUAUAGUGUGCCUCCAAAUCAAAAUUACAUAUUUGUUCGUUCAUUCUUAAUAAUUUGGGAUCUUUUGUAAAACAGUUAGUUUAGAUGAUUACUUUUUCCAAAUUUUUGAGGCUGGAAAAUUCAGUAAUAAUCAAGUGUUGUACAAAGAUUUGUAAUAAUGAUAAUUUAUUAGUCAUCUAUUUGGACACCUAAACCGCGGAAAAAGUGAAAGAUUUUUUCGAUAUUGAUUUGCUCAAGAGCUUGUAAAAUUUGUAAGUUACCUUUGAAGAAAGAAUAAAGGCGACUACUGAGUGACAUGGA